Zychaea mexicana is the source of this 546-nucleotide messenger RNA. RefSeq lists its product as uncharacterized. The coding region runs from base 1 to 546 and encodes 181 amino acids. Lineage: Eukaryota; Fungi; Mucoromycota; Mucoromycetes; Mucorales; Lichtheimiaceae. The transcript has 2 exons. The record is from RefSeq and is a predicted model, not a curated record.
AUGUAUUAUUGCAAUUCUACCUCCAUUCAUGGUGGUAGCGCCAACAGCCACAGCAGUAUCGCGCAUCGACAAAACGCCAGUCUUUGCCCUCGCAACAGCACAACGACGGCUAUUGAACUGGCUUUCACCUUGUGUCCCAAACUGCAGUUCCUGGCGUUUAAUACAAACCGUAACAUCCCCAUUUCAUCUAAAGCAAUGACGAAGCAUACUUCUUUACGCGCAUGUUUCUCAAUGGCAAAGAUUAGCCUGCGCUUACGUCUGUUCGGUCACUCACGUUUCGUUGUCGGUUGUGCAAUGCUAUCGCGCGUCGUGGGGAUACGCUCGAGUCCUUAUUCGCAAUUGCCCAAAGUUGGAAGAAGUCAUAUCAUCUUGACCUGCAGAAAAAUUGCUCAAGUUGUGCUUGAAGCCAUCAGCAAAGCAUUGAACCGGAAGCGUCCUGAUCUCGACUCUAUCGAGGCAGAAAUAACACAUAUACAACAUUCACACCUUCAUCAUCAGCAUCACCAACAGGAUACCGUAUGGAACCCUCUAUUCACUGUUGGAUAA